This is a messenger RNA of Mercenaria mercenaria, 1141 nucleotides long. RefSeq lists its product as uncharacterized. The record is from RefSeq and is a predicted model, not a curated record. The transcript has 2 exons. Gene Ontology annotation, molecular function: zinc ion binding. The coding region runs from base 233 to 1141 and encodes 302 amino acids. NCBI's taxonomy places the organism in Eukaryota, Metazoa, Mollusca, Bivalvia, Venerida, Veneridae.
UGUGUCACAAUUGAAAGAUUAUUUACGGUUUCACAAUCAGUAUGUGUCGGGAAAGAAGAAUGAACUUGUUUUAAGAGCUAAAGGUGUACAGAAGUUAGGCUUAAACGAUCUCCAGCAGGAACAAAGGAACGCGGAAGUGAAUUUUGAAAAAAGAAAAACUGAGAAACUUGUAACACCGCUCGGUGAGAAAUUACCGAAUCCAGAGACAUUAAAAACGUGGAGUAAUGAUCUAAUGGAAUUUCCUAACUUCAGUGAUGGAGAUAUUUACAAUUAUUUUGUAUUAAAAAUGAAAACAAAGAAACAGCUGAGAUCCAAAGUGUACUACGCAGAUAGACAUGUACAUAGCAUAUUGUACCAUGACAUUAACGAGAAAUGUGAACACUGCUUUGUCAAAUGUAAAGUUCUGCCAUCCUUGCCAAGUGCCAAUGUAAAAGACAAUCCAGAUCACAAUGUUUGGCUUUGCCUGUCAAAAGUCACUGGUCAGGUCCAUUCUGCAGAAUGUGAUUGUACAGCGGGGAGUGGGGAAGCAUGUAAUCACAUUGGAGCUCUGAUGUACGCCCUUGCUGACCUAACAGCAAAGAAGAAGGAUGGAACUCUGGCGUCGACUUCAAAAAAAUGCGUAUGGGGUCAGUUUAACAAUCCACGGAAAAGAAAACUUACUCCAAAAAAAUCUAGUGAAUUAACAUUUAGGAAAUAUACAUUUGAUUCUAAAUUGGAGGCGGUAGAAAAGAAAUCACGAAAAGAACUAUUCAUAAAUUCUGUAGAUGAGGACAGGUUUCGGUUAAGUCUUGAAAAGUGUAAUCCGGCUGCAGGCUGGCUUCUUAACUUUGUUGAGAGCAAAGCAGUGGAGGAGGUUCCCCAGUUUCUUGAUAUAACUUUUAACUUUAAGGAUAGUGUCGACCUAACAUGUGCUGAUGUACAGAAGACAAUCACCACAAAAUUUAAUGAAUUAAAAAUGAGUGAUGUAGACUGUAAGACAGUUGAAAGGUUAACACGAGGUCAAGGAAAAAACAUUUUGUGGGAAGAUGAAAGAAAAAUGAGAGUCACCGCAUCAAACUUUGGUGAGGUGAUGUCACUGAAAUCCGAGACACCUCGUGAAGGACCAAUAAAAAGAAUAAUGUAUUCUAACAUUACAGAGUGA